Maylandia zebra (zebra mbuna) is the source of this 1152-nucleotide messenger RNA. NCBI's taxonomy places the organism in Eukaryota, Metazoa, Chordata, Actinopteri, Cichliformes, Cichlidae. The record is from RefSeq and is a predicted model, not a curated record.
AUGGUAACAGUCAGCAUUUUACUGACUGUUCUCUUUCUUUCAGAUGCUUUGGCUGAUUAUCCUCAGUGGAUAGCACUCUACAUGACUGCCCCAAAGCAGAUGGAAGCACUGAGUGGAUCUUGUUUGCAAAUCCCAUGUAACUUCAGACCCAAAGACGAACAGAAAUUUAUAAGCAAAAGAAAAAUCUUUGGAGUGUGGAUUAAAAUUAAUGGUGACAAAAAGCCAAACAAUGUGAUCUUCAGAAGUAAUGGAGCAGUUAACAUCUAUCCAAUGAGUAUUACUGGGAACCUGAGUCAGAGAAACUGCACCACUCUGUUUUCUAUUUUAACCACAAACUACACAAACACAUACUUCUUCAGAGUAGAGAGUGAAACAUUCAAGGCAACAGCUCAACAUGAUCCUCUUCAAAUAACAGUCACAGAUUCUCCUUGGAGGCCCAAUAUUACAAUCUCAGGUGAUCUGAAGGAGAAGGAGUCUGUCACUAUAACCUGCUCAGCUCUCACUCCCUGUCCACACUCCCCUCCUCAACUCACCUGGAAUCUCCAACAAGACUCUCACAACAAAACAGAGGAAAACACAGAUGGAAGCUUUACAACUAAAAUCCAGCAGAACAUCACUCUGUCAGACACACAUGAUGGAAAGAAGAUCAGCUGCUCUGCCAGAUAUCCUGUGAACCAAGGAAAAGACACCAAGACAGCAGAGACAGAAGAGACUCUCAGUGUUUCAUUGCUCCCCAAAGAAACCACAGCAUUUAUCAACCCAUCAGGUUCAGUGCCAGCAGGCAGUCAGGUGAACCUAGCUUGUUAUAGUAAAGCCAAACCUCCAGUCCGCAGCUUCACCUGGUUCAAGAAGAGCAGAGAUGGAGCUGUGAAAGUAUCUGAAGGAGUGAUUUACAGCUUCAGUGUAACAGAUGGAGGAGUUUAUUACUGUGUGGCCACUAAUGAUCUGGGUAAUCAGACAUCAGCAGAGAUUGACUUGACUGUUGGAGGUGGAAACCUGGUUGGUGUCUACACUAUAGUGAAGACUGUGGGAAUCAUAAUGCUCGUGAGCACACUGAUCGUAUUUGAGUGCUGGUUCAGAUCAAGAUUCUCCAACAAACCAGAUACUGAAAGCUGUCAGAUGAACAGAGUCACAUCACAACACAUCAACUAA